GCCUGCAUUCACAAAACGUGUUUUCAGACCUGAUAUGGCCAACAUGAAGCAAGAGGACCCAGAAAUCAGUGUGAAAACACAGGCCCGAUAUUGCUCAGUAGCAUGGAAGUACUAUAUCAAAAAUGAGAGCAAUGCCACUGUUUACUGCAGGCUGUGUAAGACGAACUUUAAGUUCUCUUCAAAUACAGCUAACAUGAUAAAACACCUCAGAGUGAAACAUCGACUGAAUAUCCCCGCAGUAGCCAACGGCGGUGAAAGACUGUGCACGGAAGAGCCAGGCGAAGGCAGCAUGGAUUCGAAAAUAAGUUGUACAAGUAACAGUUGCUGAGUCGUGUACUGUUUAAUGGAGGUAACACACAGGCUGGAAGCGGAUGAAACCUUAAUGGCCCGUACUCACGCCCGGAAGAACAUCCAGUGACGUUUGAUACAUGGAUCUCCCACUUGAAAGGCAUCCUGCAAGCCUGAGUGGUCAAAAUCUUCGGAGAAGAAUGCAGCGUUUUUUGCCAUUUUCUGAUCGACGCACGUCGAAAGUGUGGAACCACUACACUCAGUUAAGUCUGCAUCGUGUUGAAUGCAACCAUUGUAAGAGACAGCUUUCCUUUCACAACAGCACUACUUCCAUGAGAGAACACUUAGGACGCAAACACAGCAUUCGGGAAGGAGCGGUACCCCCUCACAACACAGCAGGCAUCCCCACCCCUGCAGCGUUACACUCUCACAUUCAGACCACUUUACACGCCAACAGAUGCAACACCACAGGCAAUGUUGCAUUUCAACCAGUGCUACCUGUUACUGUCAAAGAGGAGCAGGAAGAAGUACUGACAGCUGAGAUGGGAGAGACCAAACCUGCUCGGACCACAUAUGCCCCUGACUGUGCGGCAGGAAGCGGUACUUCUAGUUCGAAUGUCAUUGCGCACCAAGAUACAGAUAUGGGCUGCCUAAUGUAUAAUUUCCCUGCGGGGGAGAUGAGCAGCACUGCUGGAGGCAGCAGCAUCCGCACCGGCACAAAAGCCUGCAGCAACAAGCGAGCCGAGGUGUUGACCGAUCUUAUCUUGGAGAUGGUCUUCAGAGACCUUCAGCCAUUGUCUGUGGUGGAAGAGAGGGGGUUCAAGCUCUUACUGAGUUGCCUAGAGCCUAACUACCCCGUGCCGUCUCCAUCUCUGCUCGGCAGUCUACUUUGGCAUCGUUACCACAUCCUCAAGCAAAGCCUUCAGCAGCAUCUUCAGACAAGUCUAGCUUCUCACUGUCUGACCCUCUGUACCGAAUACUGGAGAUCCGUAGAUGGAUGUGGGGUUGGCGGGGACGGUCAGUACUACCUUACAGUUAGUGCGCAUUUUGUCGACUCUCACUGGCGCCUGGCACGCUGUGUGCUUGAGACCCGACCGGUAGCAGAAUUCAAAGGAAACACAUCUGAGAGAGGGCAAGGGAGCUUUGCAGACACCCUAAGAGGAGUCCUCUCUGAGUUCCAGCUUCCAGAGGACUUUGUUUUUUGUGUUGUGCAUGACACACCAAGUGGAUCCGAAUCCGGGGGGCAGGAGAAUAUGACCAUCGAUCCGGAAUAUCAGCAAGAAUUUGCUGGGCCCAGCCAUCCUCCCCCGAGUAAUCUUCCAGAGGGAUGGGCACCUCUGCUUUGUGCAGGACAGGCCCUGAAACUCUGUGUCCAGGAGGGACUUUGUGUGGAGACUGUCAGACAAGCUCUGGCAGAUGCCCGUGCCAUCGUCCUCCAUUUCCAGCAUGAUGUGAGCGCUUCCACAGCACUGAGCCAGAAAGCAGAGGCUGUUAAUAAAGAGUCCGCAUGCUUGGUCUUGAAUGACCCAGGGCGCUGGACCACCGCCAUUGAGAUGUGUGAGAGUCUCCUGGAGCUCAAGUGGGUAGUAAGCUCCGUCUUAGAGGAGCAAAAAGUUGCAACAAAUCUGGCGGAUCACCAGUGGCGCCUUAUACACGAACUGGUCCCUGUGCUAAAAACGGUUCGCAUUGCGGCAUCGUUUUUAAGCGAGGACAUCAAUGGACCAAUUUCAGCCCUAAUGCCGUGCCUCCAAGGAGUGUCCAGGCUCCUGGGACAGAAAAUUGUGGAAUGCACCUGUCCAGUGGUAAGGGGAGUUAUGGAGAGAAUUCGUGCUGGUAUGGACAAACGCUGGAGUUUGAGUGAUGAAGAUGCUCUUCUGGACUGCCAUGCCGUAUUGUCCUCAUUUCUGGACCCACGUUUUAAAGAGUUGCGGUUUCUUAGCCCUCAUGCCCGCAGCAAGCUGCACGACAAGGUGAAAGAGCUGCUAUCUGUUCAGGCUUUCACAAGCAGCAAAGGAAGGAAUGGAGAAAGAAGACAAAGCAUGGGAAUGGAAGAGACUGUGGAUGAAAGCGUAGAACCUGCAGAUUUUGGAUUGGAUGAUUCUUUGACAAUUCCUGCAAUGGCUUCUUUGGAUUCUCCUGAAUCGUGUGGCUCAGCAGAGGAAGGUGACAGCGUUGAGCUGCAGCCAAGCGAGCCCUCCGUUGCCAUAUCAUCUCCAGAACAGGUAAAUGAAAACGCGCUUGAGGUUGUUGGAUCACCUUUCAAGAACGCCAACGAACGUAAAAGACGUUCUAGUGGGGCCAGUAUGACCUCGCCAUUGAGGGGAGAUUUACAGCUCACGCCUCGAAUACGAAUGAGUCCUCUCCCACAGAGCAUGUACGAUAUUCUUCUGGGCGAGGACCCUACUGAGCGAAUGCCCGAAAUUCACCAGCAGCUGGAGAAUUACAUUGCAGAGCCGCUCUGCAAACGCAGCCUCUCGCCCCUGCAAUGGUGGCGUAACAAGGAGCAUCGCUUUCCUGCUGUAGCCAGACUGGCACGAAAAUACCUGUCCAUACCAGCAACUGCUGUUUCCGCCGAUCGGACCUUUGCCCCUAGGGAGUCUCCAGUGACCCAAAGAAGGGCCACAUUGGGGUCUAAACACCUUGAUCAUAUUUUGUUUCUCCAUCAGAACACUGAUUACGUAGAUCAGCUGAAAGGUGGAACCUCUGUACGCGAAAUUGACCAGUGGAACAGUGUCAGUGGAAACCAAAGCAGAGAAAGUCUUUACCAGACUCUAGUGUCCUAUGAAAGUAAGGUUCGUGUGCCUGAGGAAGAGUCAUGAUCACUGUUAAUUGUUUGGUUUAAUUUUUGAACAUUUCUUCUGUCACAUCCCACAAUAAGCUCCUUUAAAGGAUUAGUUCACUUCAGAAUUAAAAUGUCCUGAUAUUUUACUCACCCCCAUGUCAUCCAAGAUGUUUGUCUUUCUUUCUUCAGUCUAAAAGAAAUUAAGGUUUUUGAGGAAAACAUUCCAGAAUUUUUCUCCAUAUAGUGGACUUCACUGGGGUUCACUGGGUGGAAGGUCCAAAUUGCAGUUUCAAUGCAGCUUCAAAGGGCUCUACACAAUCCCAGACGAGGAAUAAGGGUCAUUUUCUAAACAAAAUAAAAAUGUAUAUACACAAAUGCUCAUCUUGCACUAGCUCUGUGAUGCUCCAUGCAUUACGCAAUAACGUUGGAAAGGUUAACCACUAUCCACUAUCCAGGAGAAAAUGAGAUGGAGUUUUUCGCCUUACCACGGUACAUCCACCACGUGUGACCUUUCCAACGUGAUUACGUAAUGAUUACAAGCAUUUGUGGUUAAAGUAUAUACAUUUUUAUUUAGAAAAUGACCAAUCGUUUCGCUAGACAAGACCUUUAUUCCUUGGCUGGGAUCGUGUAGAGCCCUUUGAAGCUGCAGUGAAACUGCAAUUUGGACCUUCAACCCGUGGUACCCCGGUGAAGUCCAAAACUCCUGGAAUGUUUUCCUCAAAAACCUUAAUUUCUUUUUGACUAAAGAAAGACAUAAAUAUCUUGGAUGACAUGGGGGUGAGUAAAUUAUCAGGAAAUUUUAAUUCUAAAGUGAACUAAUCCUUUCAUUACAUGGUUAUCUGAUGACUUUCAUCAUCAGUGGGUUCUAGAUGUAAGGAUUACGAUGAGAGAUGAAUACAGUUAUACUGCUAUGUAAAUGAGUUUUGAAAUAAUACAUUCCUUGUGCAAGGAAUUUGUGACACUAUUGUUUAAUAUAGUUUUUGGUCUCUAAGAGGCCUGAGGGUCUGUGUCAUUAAUGUCUUGUGACUAAUAUAGAUACUGUUUUACUAAAUCCGUUUUACUACAUUCUUAACUUGUCUCUACUGAAUUACGCAAUAUGAGCACGAGCAAUCAAGCUGCUGUUUUGAAUAUUAGUAUGGCUGUGAUUUGGCCAUAGGUCAUCACAAUCGUGCAGAUAUCAGGCUUUUUUUCUGAACCAUUCACAUACUCUGUUUUGGAACACCACAAAUCAUAUUUGGCCAGUUCCAGGUCAGGAAGUAACUGUUGUAUUAUUGUUUAAUAUGUGUUUUUUUUAUUUUUCAAAUUUUGCAUAUAGUGUUACUUCAAUAUUAUUGUCACUAUACACAGUGUAUUACAUGCAUUGUAAAAUCAUGCAUGCAUCUAAACCACUUCCUCCUUUAUAUUUAUGGGGGAUUGGAUAUGUACAUGCAAAAUUAGGUAUUAGUAAUCUUUUUCAUACUUGCAACUUUAGAAUUUACAGUGUAUUCUAUCGGUAGCAUGAACAGAUUAAAGUGUUGAAUGAAA
Ctenopharyngodon idella (grass carp) is the source of this 4594-nucleotide messenger RNA. RefSeq lists its product as uncharacterized. The transcript is spliced from 3 exons. Gene Ontology annotation, cellular component: nucleus. Gene Ontology annotation, molecular function: protein dimerization activity; DNA binding. The record is from RefSeq and is a predicted model, not a curated record. Lineage: Eukaryota; Metazoa; Chordata; Actinopteri; Cypriniformes; Xenocyprididae. Gene Ontology annotation, biological process: regulation of transcription by RNA polymerase II. Bases 429 to 3107 code for a protein of 892 amino acids.